AUGUUGCAGCUGUGUAGCAAAGGCUUUCCGUCUGAAUGCCCUCGUUGCUCGAAUAAUCGCUUGGAUACUGCAAUUAAGGAGACACACCGCAUUCUAAGUGAUCAAGAGCUAAUGUCCUGGUCUCCUGAAAAUGCCAAAAUGUUUUCCGACAUUGAGGAAGGAGCGCAUAUCACCAUGAGUUUAGCCAGUAAACGCGACUAUCUCAUUCGAAAAGUCAAACUACUCGAGAAAUUCAGGAGCUUGAUAGAGUCUGAAGAUAUGUGGUCGAGAUCACUUUUUUCGCCGCAAGAAAUUUUGGUGUUUGUGGUACUAAAGCGGAAGUUGCAACAACGAAAUAUCGACAAAUUUGAGUUGCAGGAUUUUGGAAACGAUCAAUUUUUUGGUAUCGAGGUCUAUGAAGCAACGCAGGACAAUAUCAAGCGUGUUGUUCACGGCGAUAAAGUCACUGUCGUUUUUGGUCAGCUUUACACUGCUAAAUAUCUUUAUAAUCCAACCGAUUUUCCAAGAAAGAAAGGGAAAAACGGGAGCAGCAUUUGGUCGUGGAUCAGCCGUCAGAACUCGUAUGGGUAUGAUGCGAUGUAUCGUGAUGCUAAGACGGGUAAGAAUGGUGGUUCAUGGAUCGUUUUGCAUCCGUAUGCAAUAUUUCCUCUCUAUCGAGUUGAUUUUGAGGAAGCAGACAAGAAGAAUUUCUUGAAGAACUUACCAGAAAUCAGUCAAAUCAACUUGCGAUCGCAAAAGAUUGCGUUUAACAAGCCGGGUGGAGUAACAAUUGAGUGUAAAAAAAAGCCUUUUGCUCAGACACCCUACACUUUAUCAGACGCUGACAUUGACGUGCUUCGUGAACUGGCGAUGGCGGUGAGCCCCUUGUUUGAUAAGCUCAACGUGUGGUAUCCAUGGGACGGAAAAAGUCUUUCUACAGGAGUUGCUGAGGCGAUUCCUGAUUGCACGGAAAAAACUCUUGCUUCAAAAUUAUCAUUCGUUCCACUGGAAUUUUGUGAUAGUUCGCAUAAGACAUUUAAGACGCCGUUUGGUGGUGUAAAUUAUGUGCAAAACCUGCUGUCACAGGGAAAGCUCAAGGAAGAUGGCAAUUUAUUUCUGGCUUUGGAAUUGCUCGCGAUUCGAAAGCAGGAUACCAGCGAAGCCCGCUUAAAACUGGAAGGUUAUGUUGCUCAAUUAUGUGGCGAAGAUUGUGGGUAUGCUCACCCGCUUGUUAUCAUUGCUCUCGCACGCUUGGCAGCUCGCUCAAGCUUAGCACAGACUUCAGACAUUCAACAAAAGUUGCUUGAAAAGUUUAGUAUAUUUUACCCAGAUGCCAGCAGCUUGUGGUUGACGCAAGCAGAAACAGAGCUCGUACAUUCGAAGAGCAGUAGAGCAGUCGCAAUGGGUGUUACCAUUUCUGGCUCAGCUUCACUGGAGGACAACUGGGAAAGCCUCAGAUGUCAGCACGGCUGUCAGUCUCAAGCGAUGGAAAAGUUGUUGAAACUAGUUGGACUAAGCAAAGUGAAACAUGCAGCGGUGAACUUGUUUAAAAAUGCAUUAGUACUCCAACAGCUAUCGGCAAUACAGCGCAAGAAGAACGCUAUGGCAUUUAAUUAUUGCUUUGUGGGUAAUCCUGGUACUGGUAAAACUACAGUUGCUCACUUGUUUGCCGAAAUUUUACGAGACUCAAAAAUUCGCACGUCUAAUAAAUUAAUUGAGUGCAACGCUCAAGAGCUAAAAGACAAAGGUGCUGUAGAAUUUCGAAAUAUGCUGGAAAAAGCAACGGAUGGUGUUUUGUUAAUUGAUGAAGCAUACGAGCUAGAUCCUUUGGGGGAUUCUAAGGGAAAGCCGAUCGUAGCUGAGUUGUUGACCGCAGCCGAAGACUAUCGAGACAAAAUUUCUAUCAUUCUUGCAGGCUAUCAAGACGAUAUCUAUAACAAACUAUACGCGUAUAAUGCUGGGUUGUCAUCACGCUUUGAAGAAGUCGUGUUUGAUGAUUAUGAUGCACAGGAGCUAGAAGCAUUGUGGGAUCAUAAAGCGCAAGAUUGCGAAUGGAAGUACGAGAAGGCCACGGUGAAAGUCGCUUGUCGGCGUCUUGCUAGAUCUGCCGGACAAAAAGGGUUUGGUAAUGCGCGGGCUGUGCGAAACUUAUUCGAGCGAGCUGUCAAAGAAGCCUUGGCACGAGACGACUUCGGCGGAAAUCUUAAGUUUCAAACCGUGGACAUACUGGGAGACCGUCCUUCGGCGAAUCCAAAGCUACAAUUGGUGAUGAAAGAACUUGACACGAAGACAGGAUGGGGAAAAGUCAAGAAAGAAAUGAAGAGAUUGGUUCGUAUCAGUGAUGAAAAUUUCGAACGCGAAUUAAAGGGUCAGGAAAUUGUACAGGUCUUUCUCAACCGACUUUUCUUAGGCAACCCAGGAACGGGAAAAACAACUUGUGCUGGAUAUUACGGUCGUAUUUUGAAGGCGCUUAACUUUUUGAGCAAUGGGGAGAUUGUGAAAAAACUGCGGGUGACUUCGUCGGAAGCCAUGUAG
Molecule: messenger RNA, 2514 nt
Organism: Plasmopara halstedii
Lineage: Eukaryota; Oomycota; Peronosporomycetes; Peronosporales; Peronosporaceae
Exons: 1
Coding region: 1-2514 (837 amino acids)
Molecular function (GO): ATP binding; ATP hydrolysis activity
Source: RefSeq, a predicted model, not a curated record